Uranotaenia lowii is the source of this 8214-nucleotide messenger RNA. RefSeq names its product myb-like protein AA (gene Crtc). Gene Ontology annotation, biological process: positive regulation of transcription by RNA polymerase II; protein homotetramerization. The transcript has 15 exons. The record is from RefSeq and is a predicted model, not a curated record. NCBI's taxonomy places the organism in Eukaryota, Metazoa, Arthropoda, Insecta, Diptera, Culicidae. The coding region runs from base 998 to 3178 and encodes 726 amino acids. Gene Ontology annotation, cellular component: nucleus; cytoplasm. Gene Ontology annotation, molecular function: cAMP response element binding protein binding.
AGUCGCACAAGUCAGCCAUCCCAUCAUCAUAGCCACGGUCAGAGCAGUCAGGGAAAAUUAUACAGAUACGUAAAUAGCGAAGAGUGAGGAGAUCGAAGUUUUUUCGCAGGUCGUAGCAAAAUUCAGAUUUCGAAUUUACCUAGUUUCAUCGCGCUUCGAAUCGAUUAUUAGACCAUAGAUAGGGUCGUAGGGCAUCGAUUUCCGGUGUGGAUGUCACAUCUCGACAAACGGAACCGUCGGAAAAUUGUUUUUUCCCAACCCCAUGGUAGUGAACGGCAGUGAGUGAAAAGUGAAGAAGAAAAAAAAAGUUGCUACGAUUAUAUUGUGUGGCCAGGCGGAUGGUGAAAAAAUUUUCUGCCUCUGGUGGAAUACUUUUUCCCAAUGCAUUUGUCGUUCGCUUAAGUUUGUUCUCGUCAUCAGCAGUUCGUCUUUCGGUCGAAACUCUCGGAAUGAAGAAGGAUUUGAUGGAUGUGGUCAGUUAGAUGAAAAUAAUUAGUGUAAAACACUGCAGAUUUGUGCAACGUUCGUGGAUGAGAUUUUUCCUCCCCAUCGAGGAGUAAAUGUGAAAAACGAUGGUCGUGGAGCAAGGUGGAAGGAAAAAGAUAAAAAAAAUGUUUCCUGCUUAAAUGGGUUAGUCGAAAAAACCGAAAGGAGUUAAGAAAAAUUUGUGUACGGAACACAAUAGAAAGAAGUAGUUUAGUGCGGGUGGCGCAGGAGGAGGUUCAAGGGGUGAACAUUCUUGUGUCCACCAUUGAUUUUGGAUCAAAAUAAAAGGAAAAAAUUAAUACUGUCUCUCUGGUGGAAAUUGGCAAGAUAUCCUAUAAAGGCCACACAUUUCCCUCUGUGCAUGUAUGUAUAGGUUUGUUAGUGUGCAUAUUUAGCUAUAUUUCGACAAACCAACAAGUUUUACUAAAGAGUGCUAAUACAGUCAGUGCUGGAAGGAUAAGUUCCAGAUAAUUUACUGCGGAUAUCAUACUGAUCCUACGAAUUCGUCAUCAUGGCAAAUCCGAGAAAAUUCAGCGAGAAAAUCGCUCUGCACAAUCAGAAACAGGCUGAGGAGACGGCCGAGUUUGAACGAAUCAUGCGGGAAGUUUCGGAUGUUACAUCCAAGGUGUCGCCAUUGUCGAGAAGUAGUGUUAACCUUAUGCCGACUCUUGGCGGGCUGGGCACUUUCCGGGGUGGCUCGCUGCCCAAUGUCAACAACGAUAACGAUAACUUUCAGGGUGAUGACAGUACUACACUGACAGAGCUCAAGUCAUAUACUCAGCUGGAAAAUGUGAAAAUCAAAAAGGAUGCCACACCUAAAGCAAGUACACCGAAUCACAGGGAAUCGCGAGGGCGAACUCCCGGUGGUCCAAUGAGAAAUCGGCAGGUCAACCGGAACCAUGACACUUCUCCGUAUGGCAACAAUUCGCACCUUAUACCGCCAAUGGAAAGCAACUGGCACAGGUCUAUAUCGGAUUCCGCGAUCCAUCAGAGUUUAUGCCAGAAUCAGUCAGAAUCAAACCAUAUGCAUUCGCACUCACCGCUUAGGUUAAGCCCCACGUUUCAAAGGAAAACUACAAAUGCUCAAAGUAUCUCAAAAAUACAUCAUCAUCAUUUGCCUCUCGAGAACACUUCGUCCCACGAUAUAAGGUCCCGAUCGACGACCGGUCUCACGAGGCUACCCGGAAUAAAUAUUUAUCCUUCACAAAACCACACCGACAGUAUACAGAUUCCCAUACCAAGUAAUACGGGUUCGUUGCCGGAUUUGACGUCAGUUGGCUACCCGAUGUAUCCGUCGCCACUCGAUCAGGAGUACGAUCACAACGCGCACAGUAGCAGUUAUUGUCCGAGUCCGCUAGGAACCUCUCCAUCGUCGUUAUCUCCCACAUCGGCCAUCCACAAUCAUCAUCCGCACCCGCGACCGAAUAACUUCGGAGGAGGGGGAGGCGGAGGAGGCGGCUAUCCCAUUCCCACCAGCAGUCAUCCCAACAGUGGCAACUGCAGUCCAAACAACAACAGCAACCACAGCAACAACAACAACAGUACCAGUACCACUAACCUUAAUAACACUACCAACAAUGGCAACAUCAACAACAACAACAACAACAAUAGUAGUACUAAUCAUAACAGUGUUAAGAACAGUAACAAGAAGCCGAAAUCUAGUCAGGUUAACAAUUCUUACGAUGUGAGUCAAUCGCCUCAGCCGCAAUCACAACAGCAGCAUCCGUCUCAACAACAACAGCAGCAGCAGCAACAACAACAGCGAAUACCUACGCUUGAGCAAAGUAACUACGAUAACUUUAAUCAGUUUAAUGAUGGAUUAUCGUCACCUAGCCAAAACUCACCCGAAAAUAUACUGUAUGGAUCUCAUGGGAAUAUAUCUCCGCACAUGAUGUUAGACUAUCGGAAUAGACCUAGUCCUGGUUCCAGUCCAAGUUUGGUGCUCGCAAAUAACCUCGACUCUAAUUCUAGUGCUCCGUGUAGUCCUGUGUCACAUAGUUUAGGAAGUAAUAACGGGCAAUCUUAUGAAAAGUAUCCAUCCAACGAUGUUUACGCGCAGAGCACGUUACCGCAGCACUUGGAACACAUAACGCUGGACUGGACUACUUUGGUUCAAAGUCUUGUCGAGUCUGGAUGCACGUUAACUGCCCAAGUCCAGGGAGAUAGUUCUUUGCCACCGGAUUUCACCACAAAUCAGCUGGUGUUUGGAACGUUUGAGGAUGCCUACCUGACGCUAAAUAACGAUCUCAACCUGCGAACGGAUCAUUCGCAUCAACAGCAGCAGCAACAGCAACAACAACAACAACAACAGCAGCAACACCAGCAGCAACACCAACAGCAGCAACAACAACAACAGCAGCAUCAAUCAUCUCCCCAGCAGUCCCCGCAUUUGAACUCGGUCAACUGUGGCUCCCUGCCAAAUAGUUUGAACCACUCUAAUCCUGCCGCCUAUGGUCACAACCACCACAACGGAAGUAACGAACCGUUACUCAGUUUGCAGACGGCGCCGCAGAUUCAAACGACCCCUACCACGAUACCUGAGAUUGUCUUUACUGAUUUCUCAACGAGAGACGACUUCGAAACCGAUCUGGGCCUCGGCCAGAUGGACUUUCACAGUUUUCAGAUGCUGUCCGACAGUGGUGCCAUCAUCGAUACGCUGGACGAGGACAGCUUCCGACGGGAACUUCAGUGAGACAACGUGCCGCCGGACGGUUGCUGUCGACUGUUGGAAGCCGUCGAGGACAACUGCAACGCCAACGAUGAGGCAAACGUCGUCGUCGACAAAGGGGAGGACAACGACGGCAUCAACGUCGACAUGACGCGGCUGCAGGCUUUCGUUACCCUGCUCUAGAGAUAUCUACGUAUAAGAUAAGUUGUGUUCCCUCCGUUUAGUUGUUUAAUUUUUGGUUAAACGUUUUACUUAACAGAGAAUGUUGGACCGGGACACAGGAUUUACUAGGAGAAAAUAAAUCAACAGACUUUCCUCCCCCGCGUGGAAACAAUUUGAUUUUUGUUUUCGGGAUGGAAAGAUUUUGCUAGUUUUAGAUUAUGAGUUAUGCUUUUAGCGAGUGAACGCGGGAUCAGAUUGUAGAGGCGGAAAAGUGCGCGUUUUAUACAAUUUUAAAACUACAUGUAAAAGAACCUACUUGAGAUAAAAUACAGAUGCAAACUGGAAGCUUAUGUCUACGAUAGUGAUAAGGUAAAAGGUGAUUAGAAUAAUAUUCAUCUAGGCCUGAGAUGAUAGGCAACAGUAGUAUGAUUUUUGUACGAUUUAGGAUUUAGUUUUUGUGCUGAAGGAAUGCAGUAGAUUUCGUAACCGCGGAAGCACAAAUUAAACCUGUUUACCUUAGUUUUGGCGCAAAUGAUUGUUUUCGUAUUUGCUCGAUACCAAUUCCCCCUUACUAACAUCUUUAAACGAAUUUACACAUGACCAGUAUAGUUUUUCCUUACGUUCAUAAUUUGGAUAUAGGCAGGUAUUUCUGUGAAUGGUAAUAAACACGCGUACAUUUUAAACGAGCCUGGUAUUUUAGUUAAAGUAAAAUGAAACGGAAAAAAUACUUAAUAUUGUUUUGUAAGCGAACAUUUUGAAGCCAACAUUCGUUAAAACAAAAUGUACGACUGAGAUGUUUUGAUGCGAGAGUCUCUAACCUUUAGCAUGGAACUGUGAGAGAUGACAAAAAUGUAUUUAGAUAGAAAAUAUACGCGAAAUGAAAUUUCUCCUGAGCCUUUAUUGAGCUAAACCAAAACGAAAACUAAGGACUAGUGAUGAUGAUGAAGGGCGAAGCGAAAGAUUUUCGGCGACGGAAGUCUCGUUGGAAGAAUAAUAUAUCGUAACAUAUCAGAUCCAUUUUCUCUACCAUAGUCAAAGGAAAUAGUCAACCGAUGCAAACAGAAAAUUAAUAUUAACACUUUACGGUUUAGUGUUGAAAGCAGCAAUCCCAGAAAACCAAAACCCAUUUACAUGAUAUUGCUCUCUUAAACUCUCCCAUUAUUCGCAUUUCUAUUCAACAAAGAGGUUAAACAAUCUUCGACUGUAAGAAAAUCUACCGUUUCUAUUCAACUAUUAAAAGUUAUCGUCUCCAUUUCACUUUUACCUAAUAAUAACUAGUUAGUUUCGACCCCAUUUGUCUAAAAACCCAAAGUAAAUACAACUUUCUAAUCACUUGUCUAAAUGCAUUCAAAAAACCAGAUACAAAAAACAGCAAUCCUGAAAGCGAUCCUUUUAAUAAACUAUACUUACGAAAAUGAAAUAUAACCAAUAUAAAACACAAAGGUUAGCAGCGAUUGAGAUCAUUUUUCGGAUCAAUGUUGCUCGAUGCAGAAUAAUGGAUUAGUUUUAUACACGCAAUGGGUUUCUUUGAGAAACGAAUUAACAUAUUUGUCAUGAACUUAAUCAGGAACAUAUUUCAAUUACAAUUCUAUAACUUGUCAGAACUUGGUUUUUACAAGUUUACUAUACAACUAAUUGAUUUCUAAUUAUUGUUAGCUACACUAGACGUAGAACUAUAAAAAGUCUGAUGUUUCAACUAUGAAAUAGAAAAACGUUCGAAAAAAGUAUUUCAAUACGAUACGAAAAAUGAUCUCAUUUUAGAGUUUCCUUAAUCAUACUCAAAAACACGCACACACAUACACUCUCACAUUCACACAUACAUACAGACAUACCGACACGAAAGCAUACCGGUUAGUUAGCUUCCCGAAUAAAGUCCUCCGAGUUACAGAAACCAAAACGGUAGACGGAUCGGCCUCGUAGCAAUAAAAAAGAUUUAACGGCAGGUUGGCGAAACUGGCUGCAAAACCCUUUAGAACCAUCCUUAUCAUACCAUAGAUUCGUUUCCAAUAAGAAAAAAGGAAAACAGCAACACCCACAAGAGAACAAGGAAAAACGAUACAACAGAAAUCAAAAUAAUAAGAAAACAAGGAAACAACAUAGUCUCAGCUCUAAUGAAACUAAACGAGAGUUCUUGAAGGAAACGAUUUAGUAUAAACAAAAUGUGUAAAUGCAUAAAACCGACCAAAAUGUAUAAAUUAUAUGUUAAGUCGAAAUCUCAGCAUGUGUUUUUAUUUUUGGUGAAAGAUUUUUUUUUUUUUUGGUUAGUUUUCGUUUCUUAGGUUUAGUCAAAUUUCGGUUCGUUUCGAUGAAGUGGUUAUUUUUUUUCAGUGUGGUGUAUGAUAAGUUUUUAUUUAAUUUUUUAAAUGUCUCAUUUAAAAUUUUCUCAGACGUUUUGGUUUAUUUCAACGCAUAGGAACUUUAUGAACAGGCUAGAAAACAUUGUUUCGAUUGUUUUUUUCAAAGCCGGAGUAAAAUUUGUUUUUCUGCCCAAUGCAUAGUGGUCCAGAAAUGAAAUUUAGCGGGAAACAAUAAUGAGCGCCUCUCUUUUAAGUUUAAAGGCCGUCAUAUAGUACACAAAUGCGUGUGCAAUUGACUAGUUCACUUUUCGGCUUUUUUCGCUGAUCACAAUGUCACUUACAGGGUUUGAUUCUCAUUUUCAUUUUCAAGUACUCUGGACAAAUUUGAGUUAAUUAAAGUAAGUUUUCAGCGGCGCUAGGAGUUUUAGUGAAAAAGUCUAUUUUUCUUGAAAACUUUCGUAAAUGUUCUCUAGCAAGCUAUUGUUAAUACAAAAUGAUGGUUUUAUAGUGCAAGGUGAUUGGUAUGUCAAACAUCUGUAUGCAGGGAUGCCAAUGUGCCUGAUUUUUCGAGCCUCAGACUGACAACCUGAUAAUCCAUUGAAUUACCCUGAUUUUUGAAAAUAUGCCUGAUUUUUUAUGAUUUUCGCGAAUGUGAUGAAAAAUGGGCAUUAAGAAACUGGAUUAGUUACCAUUGCUGAAGUGAAAAAGUGAAAAUGUGGCUGAAUCAAAGCAAUCGAAAGAUUCCCAUUAAUUCUUAUAUAAAAAAGGAAUAAGAGGGAAUCUUUCGAUUGCUUUGAUUCAGUUAAAUUAUUCAACCUAUUAGGCUCACAACACACAUUAGAGUGAAAAUGGGUGCGAUGACCAAAUUUCCGUUACUUUAACGUAGCCUGAUUUUUAUUUCAUCGGUUCCCUGAUUUAAAAAAAAUGUUGGCAACCCUGCCUGUAUGGAUCUGUUUUAGAUAAUCGACUAAAUCAAACCGAAAAAAAAAAUAAAAAUUCCUUAACUACAAACUUGCACAGAAAAUUUCCUUACAAGUUGAGAUUUUAAAAUCAGUAGAAAAAAACAUUUUCCAUACAUAAAAAAAUUUUUUUAUCAUCAUGGCAUUAACGCAUUUGGCAAACCUUUACAGCAACUUAAGACAGUCAUUUUGAAUGAAAUAAUUUUAAGGUGGUUCAUAUCGACUUCGAGGUACGAAAAUUAUUUUCUAACUGUGAAAAUGUAGAGGCCAGGCCUACAUUAUUGUAGAACAUAAUAAUUGAAUUGAUGGAAGUAUUAUGACAGUUUAUUUUCAUAAAGCUAGGGUGGUCCUACAGAAAAAAAAAUCUGAUAUCUUUUCUGUAUGAUAUUUUAUCAGAAAGUUUUGUGAAGCAAGAUUUCAGUUAAUUUUAAGGCGCACCUUUUCUGAUAAAAGAUAACAUUUUUUUUAAAUUUUUAUGUUGAAAAAAAAGUCAAAAAAUAAAAGAAAUCGAAUAAAUUGUCAUCAUAAAACUCUUAGUUUUAGAGAUAAAUGUUUGACCUAUUCGACAAAGAUUCAUGAAAUAUUUUGUUUAAAAAUAUUGUAGAAUAAUAAAGGCGUCUAUCUUAUCACAUUAGGAAAUAAUUUGAGUGCCUCAAAAACCUUACAACCACUUUAAAAAAAAAUUAAUUCAAAAUGACAUCCUUUUGUAGAAGUUUGUCAUCAAGAAUGCGAAGACAUCAAAGGCGUUAAACUUAAUAUGAAGAUGCUAAUAAUUGUUUCCCGCUAAAUUUUAUUCCUGGACCACUGUGCAAUGUGUAUUGCAACAACUUGGGUCAAAUUUUCACAGAAUCCAAAAAAAAAAAAACUCUCAGAAAGUCCGAACAACCUAGAUUGUUAUCCUUCCGACAUAUUCAAUUUUGUCAGGCACAUGCGUUUUGACUAAAUUUGAAUGUAUUUCUUCAGUCAUUUUGUAUGGGCAUUCAUUCCGGCAUUUUUAUAAUUUUUUUUUCACAAUUUUCAAAACUUUCAAUAACUAUUAUCAGUAUAGGUUGAGAAAAUUGAUAUGAUGUUCCAGCGUUUCUGAUUUCAAAUGACUCCAGUUUUUUUUAAUUAAAUUUUUUUCGUAUGAAAUAAUUUUAUUUCGUUUUACUUGUGUUGAGUUACAUUCCUCGUGCAAACAUUCAAAUGGGCCUAUCUGCAUAUAAAAAUUCCUGCAGUUACAUAUUUUACAAUAUAAUUUCAACUUUUCAUUGUUUUCAGUUGAAACAUUGUUGUUUUUUUCGAAUAAGCAUAAAAAAGCAAGAAUGUGUGAUCAAUGUAACUAAAGUGUAUAUUUUUAAUAUAGGAUAUAUACAAAUUUGAGCGAUCAUUUUCAACCAUCGACAGUACCUUUAAAACUAAAAUCCAAAAUCUAACUUUAAAUAUGCUGUGUAAACGAACGGUAAAACUAAAAGAACAAGCUAGUAUAGUAAAAAAAAACAAAAUACAAACAUCAGAAAGAGAAUCCGCACAAGUUAAUUCCAGCUUGCGCCUUACGUCUCUGUGAGUGUACCUUUUUUAUAGACUUAUUUUUCGAGCGAAUGUAAAUGUGAUGAGAGCUAAACAAAAAAGAAAUUAAAUGAUGAACGAAGCAGAUCGCUAA